AUGAAAACUCCUGAUGGACCUGUAGCAGAAACACUAGAAGCCAGACCACUUAUCCAAACUCUAGAAGCCAGGCCAGCAAUUGAAACUCUAGAAGCUAGACCAGCAAUUCAAACUCUGGAAGCCAGACCAGCAAUUGCAACUCUAGAAGCUAGACCAGCAAUUCAAACUCUAGAAGCAAGACCCGCAAUUGCAACUUUGGAAGCCAAACCAGCCAUUGCAACUCUAGAAGCUAGACCAGCCAUUGCAACACUAGAAGCUAGACCAGCAAUUCAAACUUUAGAAGCCAGACCACUCAUCCAAACUCUAGAAGCCAGGCCAGCAAUUGCCACUCUAGAAGCUAGACCAGCAAUUCAAACUUUAGAAGCUAGACCAGCAAUUCAAACUCUAGAAGCCAGACCAGCAAUUGCAACUCUGGAAGCCAGACCAGCCAUUGCAACUCUAGAAGCUAGGCCAGAAAUUCAAACUCUAGAAGCCAGACCAGCCAUUGCAACUUUGGAAGCCAGACCAGCAAUUGCAACCCUAGAAGCCAGACCAGCCAUUGCAAAUUUGGAAGGUAGACCAGCAAUUUCAACUUUGGAAGCCAGACCAGCCAUUGCAACUUUAGAAGCCAGACCAGCCAUUGCAACUCUUGAAACCAGACCAGAAAUUUCAACUCUUGAACUAAAACCACUUGAGGAUAAACUAUCUGUGAAUGACAAGUUGUCUAUAAUAAAGAAGUGGGUAGCGGACCAAGCUGCAGAUACAUCUAGUGCCAUUAAUGCAAUUAAACACAAAGUUCAAAAAAAAGUCGCAAGACGCCAGAGAGAUGUCCAAGAAAUUCAGGCUGCUGGACCACUUCUUGCAACUCUAGAAGCAAAACCUGCUAUUCAAACUCUAGAAGCCAAACCAGCCAUUCAAACUUUAGAAGCAAGACCUUUAAUUCAAACUCUAGAAGCCAGUCCUGCUCUUUUGGAAACUAGACCAGCCAUUCAAACUCUAGAAGCCAGACCAGAAAUUUCAACCCUUGAAUUAAGACCAGAAACUCUUGAAGUAAAACCUCAAAUUUCAACACUUGAAAAUAAACUAUCAGUAAAUGACAAAUUGGCUUUGAUUAAAGAAUGGGUUGAAGAACAAGCUCGUUCAAGUGUUGUUGAAUUAGAGAAGAAGGUAGUGCCAGCCAUUCAAAAGUUGAAGGCUGAUGCAUCCAGUGCUCUUGACGCCAUUAAACAAAAAGUUGAAGUAAUUUCUACUAUGUCUGAAAAACAAGUGAACCAAUGGCUGGCAUGGUAUGAAGAAAUCCCAUCGGACGAGGAUAAUACUUCUGAUGUCGAGGAACCAUUUGAGGACAGUGGAAGUGAAUAUGAGAUAGACGACGAUACUGAGGAGAGCAGUGAUGAGAAUCCAGAAGAUGAACCAAAAACAACAGAGUUUCAAUCUAAUGAGGAAGGUGAAGAAUGGGGAGAGCUUUCAUCUCUAAAAACAAGACCUGCUAUUCAACCUCUAGAAGCAAGAUCUGCUCUUCUGGAAACUAGACCAGCCAUUCAAACUCUAGAAGCCAGACCUGCUCUUCUGGAAACUAGACCAGCCAUUCAAACUUUAGAAGCAAGACCUUUAAUUCAAACUCUAGAAGCCAGAUCUGCUCUUUUGGAAACUAGACCAGCCAUUCAAACUUUAGAAGCAAGACCUUUAAUUCAAACUCUAGAAGCCAGACCUGCUCUUUUGGAAACUAGACCAGCCAUUCAAACUCUAGAAGCCAGACCAGAAAUUUCAACCCUUGAAUUGAGACCACAAACUCUUGAAGUAAGACCUCAAAUUUCAACACUUGAAUUGAGACCACAAACUCUUGAAGUGAGACCUCAAAUUUCAACACUUGAAAAAAAACUAUCAUUAAAUGACAAAUUGGCUUUGCUUAAAGAAUGGGUUGAAGAACAAGCUGUGAGUAUUACAUUAUUUUUAUUUACCGUUCAAAAAUUUCAAAAGUAUAAUAUUUGA
Diabrotica balteata is the source of this 1971-nucleotide messenger RNA. Lineage: Eukaryota; Metazoa; Arthropoda; Insecta; Coleoptera; Chrysomelidae. The record is from the annotation of a GenBank genome assembly.